Messenger RNA from Linum tenue, 1517 nucleotides. Lineage: Eukaryota; Viridiplantae; Streptophyta; Magnoliopsida; Malpighiales; Linaceae. The record is from the annotation of a GenBank genome assembly.
AGCCCACAAGAAGAACCCAUCUUUCUCUCCGCGCCUUCCCACUUUCCACGUUUACUUUCCUUUCCGAGAGCGCGCAGCCAAUGAGUCAAACUCCCGGCAAACUCAGAACUCUCCUCUCCAAAUUUCGCUGCUACAUCGGUUUCGCCACUGCCUCCACCGCCGUCGCUUCCGCUUCACUCUCCACCUCGGUCGCCGGCGCAUCCAUGGAGGAGAUCAAGACCCGCGUUUGCAUCAUCGGGAGCGGCCCCGCCGCCCACACCGCCGCAAUCUACGCCGCAAGAGCCGAGCUCAAGCCCAUCCUCUUCGAAGGCUGGAUGGCCAACGACAUCGCCCCCGGUGGCCAGCUCACCACCACCACCGACGUCGAGAACUUCCCCGGAUUCCCCGAAGGAAUCAUGGGCGGAGAGCUCAUGGAUCGCUGCCGUAGCCAGUCCCUCCGAUUCGGCACCCAAGUCUUCACCGAGACGGUAAACAAGGUCGAUUUCUCUUCCACUCCUUUCAAGAUCACCACCGAUUCGAAGACCGUCGUCGCCGAUACCGUCGUGGUUGCCACGGGGGCGGUAGCCAAGCGCCUCCACUUCUCCGGGUCGGACACUUUCUGGAACCGGGGAAUCUCCGCGUGCGCGGUGUGCGACGGCGCCGCCCCCAUUUUCAGGAACAAGCCGCUGGCCGUGAUCGGAGGUGGGGAUUCGGCGAUGGAAGAGGCGAAUUUCUUGACCAAGUACGGGAGCAAAGUUUACAUCAUUCACAGGAGGGAUACUUUCAGGGCAUCCAAGAUUAUGCAGAACAGGGCUCUGACGAACCCUAAGAUUGAGGUGCUGUGGAAUUCGGUGACGGAGGAGGCUUAUGGAGAGAGGUCGCUUACUGGGUUGAAGGUGAGGAACAUGGUGACAGAUGAAGUCUCCGAUUUGAAGGUUUCUGGGUUGUUCUUCGCCAUUGGUCAUGAACCAGCUACCAAGUUCUUGGAUGGGCAGCUGGAGCUCGACUCUGAUGGCUACGUUUUGACCAAGCCUGGAACUACGCAGACUAGCGUUCGUGGGGUUUUUGCUGCUGGUGAUGUUCAGGACAAGAAAUAUAGACAGGCUAUAACAGCAGCUGGCACUGGUGGUGCAUGGCAGCAUUGGAAGCAGAGCAUUUCCUGCAAGAGAUUGGCGCCCAAGAGGAUAAGAGCGAGCCAUCUAUAUAAGAUGUGAAAAGGAUUUGUGCUUAUACUGAAGAAAGAAGGAUACUCAUUCUGAUUGCUUGAUUUGUUGUUAAAGCUUGGUGAUCAGCCCGAAUGUAUUUGAGAGGGGUUGUUUAAACAUUCCUCUAAUCACAUUAUGUAAGGCGCAAGGCCUUGAGUGUCGGAUUCUGCUUUCUAUUCAGACAUUGCAAAAGCUUAAGUUGGCACUAGAUUGAGUAGACAUUUUACAGUUCUGCGUGGUUCUACGCAGCAAAGUAAUAUUUGUGUCAAGUUUUCAGUUCACAUGAGAAAGAUGGAGGCGCGAAUUUAUUCAUGCAUGUCACUGAUUGAGCUU